AUGCAAAAGGUGGAGGUCCGCACUGUUGCGGACACUUACAACGCUUUCACCCUUAAUAGUACUGGUACCACUGGUUACUUCUAUGACCGAGAGGCUAGGAAUAUUGCUGUUGUUGAUUUGAACACUGGAGGAAGAACCAAACUUAAAUGGUAUGUCAAGUAUAACAAUAUAAUGAACGUUUUAUUAAAAGGAAUGUUAGUUUUUGUAAAAGUGUCAUAAAAUACUAUUACAAAGUAACAUAAACACUCAUGUCAUUACAAUGUAAUUCAACGUUAAUAACACAACUAUAGAAGACUAAAACAAUAUAAAGCAAGAUAAAUUUAGGUCGGGAAACUACUUUACCAAGACACGAUGGGUUUGUUACCAUCUGUCGUACUGUAAUGUAGGCGAAGACACCCUGAUUGUAAUAUUGUGGUACAAUUUGAAGAAAGAAAAGUUUUGUUUGUCUUCGCAUCUGAUCAAGGAUAAUAUAGUUGGAGUCGAGAGAAUACGACAUUACUUUCCUGCCGAUAUAAAACAUGACUCAGGGUAUUGGAUACAACACGAUAGUAAUGUGAACGUAUGUUUGUUUAUAGUUGAAGAUACAACUUUGUUACCUUUAAAGCUUUAUAAAUUUUGUUUUUUUGGCAUUUCGUCUCAAAAUAAACAAAAUAUUGUUUUUAAAACUUGUAAUUUAGGUAAUAUUUUAUGCGCGGAAUGAGGAUCCCAACAUGUUUUGGCACUUUACGUACGAUACGACGGAGAGUAAAGUAAACGAGCUGGUUCGAGACUCACUCCCGACCCAUUCGAGAGCUUGGGAACUGCCCACGCUCACUCAGAAGGUAAACAACUACUACAACAAUAUUCAUGAGACUUUACUGCUUUCAUUUCUAUUUACUUUUUGACCGAUCAAGCUAAACUUAUUUAAAUAUUCAUUCAUAGCUACUAUAAUAUAAUACUGUAAAUACUUCAGGGUUUACUGUUCGUAUCUCACGAGAGAAAUGCCAACUUCUGUCUGUAUAACACUGACAAAAAGCAUUGGACCAAAGGGCCAGUGGCACCAGACAAAGUGGUUGGUAGAGGACCAGCUUCAACCGGUACUUGGGGACAAUUGCACCAUUCCAGGGGUACUGUAGUUUGUGUUCAGAGAGUGAAGCACAAUGAUUACAUCAGCGAGGUAUGGCUACUGGACGUCGCGGUGGCUGGGUGGAGACUGUAGGUGUCCUUUGGAUUAAAUUAUACUUAUGAAGCUUUGUACAGUAAUAUGUUACAUUACAGUAUCUCCUCCUCCAAAGUCUUACCGUCAGACAGUUACAACCUCGCUCUUCGUAUCUUGGAUGAUACCCAUGUCUAUUACCAUCUAGAGUCCGAGAAUCUGGGACCGUGUAUGUAUCAGAUUCAGAAUGCGGUGCCACGAUACGAAAGGAAACUGUCAUCGAUUGCAGAAGAGAGCGACGACAUCGUAUGUUCGGUAUGUCUGGACACAUACGAAGAGCCGAGACUGCUAGAUUGUGGCCAUUCUUUUUGCUUCAAAUGCCUCGAGGGGUUACUGCCUCAGGGUCUGUUUUUACUGUAUGGUAUAUGAUGAUCUGACAUUGUUACUGUAUGGUAUUUAACGCUGUUAGAUGUAUAUGUUUUGUUAGUAAUUAUCGUAUUUUAGGGAUAGAAAACGGAGUAAAAUGUCCAAUAUGUCGUAUCAUAACUCCGAAUACAGUAACCAACUUGAGAAUCAACUAUGGAUUGAGAGGUGAUGUAACCAUUUUACUGUGAUUUACUUAUGACAUACGACUCUUUUAUAUUUAAGGUGUUGUAGCUGCUUACUAGAGAAUUUAAAAUACUAAAGAUGGGAUACGAACAUGUUAACACAUUUGCAUAUUCAGAAGCAGUGCAAGUGCUCGCCAAAGUAAGGAAGUGCAAAGAGAAUGGGCUCGUUUGUGACAUCUGUGACUCGCCGACAUCAGAGAACAACAUGUUCGUAUGUUUGGAGUGUAACCACAAGUGUUGCCAUGUAUGUGUGCUGUUUAACCAUCAGCAACAUCGGAAGAUAGAACUAAGGUAAUAGACUGUCUUCCAUGUCUUGUACUAUUUUUGUAAUUUAUAUAAUGUUACUGUAUAUGACUUAUGUUUAGGCACUUGAUGUAGGUUUAAUUUAUAUAACUCUUAAAACCUUCAGAAGGCUUCUUCGUAACCAAACAGAAGUCAAAAAGAUCCGUGAUGCUUUUACUGUGGCGUUGUUGCAAGUUAAAGAAGAUACGAUAAGUAAAAUCACUCAAACCUUGUCUACAGAGUUAUGCACGGUAAGUUGGCUCUACCAUAAUAUAAUAUAAGUAGCCUUUGAUUGAAACGUGUGAAGCUGACUUUGAAGCCUGGAUACAGAAGAAAGAAGACAUCGAGAGUGUAAAAGCAGAAAGUGGAGAGCGGAUUCAGAAGAUACGAUGUGUAAUGAAAGAGAUUAGUCACAGAAUCACUGAAGAGUUGAUAAGAUUGGAUUUAUAA
Molecule: messenger RNA, 2475 nt
Organism: Bursaphelenchus okinawaensis
Lineage: Eukaryota; Metazoa; Nematoda; Chromadorea; Rhabditida; Aphelenchoididae
Source: the annotation of a GenBank genome assembly